Molecule: messenger RNA, 1692 nt
Organism: Kogia breviceps (pygmy sperm whale)
Lineage: Eukaryota; Metazoa; Chordata; Mammalia; Artiodactyla; Physeteridae
Source: RefSeq, a predicted model, not a curated record
AUGAUGAAACUUCAUUUAGAGAGAUUAUGUGAUUUUUCUCUUGGUCAAGACCUCGUGGGUGAUGGAGCCAGAAAUCACCAUUUGGAAUGUCAGCUCUUAAACACCAUCUUGGAACACUGCGUGGGGAAUCAUACUGGUUGACGUUCGUAGAUUUGUGGUCCUACUGGUCCUCUGUGCCAUCUGGCUCUUCCAUUGCGUCAUGUCUGUUACACUCCUCCCGCCUGCUGGUGUGUUGGCUCCAUGACAGCAGUUCAGCUACCGUGGCCUAUGUUUCCCCUUCAACCCACAGAGAGGUCAACCUGAAUCAACAUGUCUGGGACUGAAGAAGCACUUCUUAACGGCCGUGACAGCCGUCCUGCUGGUGGCAGCUCUGUAUUAUGCUUUGGUCAGUACCAAUACACAGCAGAAGAGUCCCAGGCCAUCCAGAGUGCUCUGAGGCAGAGGCUGGGCCCAGAAUACAUAAGUAGCCGCGUGGCUGGAGGAGGCCAGAAGGUGUGUUACAUUGAGGGUCACAGGGUAAUUAAUCUGGCCAACGAGAUGUUUGGCUACAAUGGCUGGGCACACUCGAUCACACAACAGAACGUGGAUUUUGUUGACCUUAACAAUGGCAAGUUCUACGUGGGCGUCUGUGCGUUUGUGAGAGUACAGCUGAAGGAUGGUUCGUAUCAUGAGGACGUGGGCUAUGGUGUCAGCGAGGGCCUCAAGUCCAAAGCCUUGUCUUUGGAGAAGGCGAGGAAGGAGGCAGUGACCGAUGGGCUGAAGCGAGCGCUGAGAAGUUUCGGGAAUGCACUUGGAAAUUGUAUUCUGGACAAAGACUAUCUGAGGUCACUAAACAAGCUUCCACACCAGCUGCCUCUUGAAGUGGACUUAACUAAAGCAAAGAGACAAGACUUUGAACCGUCUGUGGAACAAGCCAGAUAUAGCAGCUGCCGACAGAACCUGGCUCUGGGACCCCCCAAACCACAGGAGGUGACGUCCCCUUGCAGACCAAGCCACCACGUCGUGACACGGGGGACGAGGACAGCAGCUGGGUGCGGCCGCGUGCCCUCCCCGCCCCUGCUCCUUCCCAGAAGCCCGACCUCCACUGCCACAGAGAGCGAUGCCACGUACCAGCGGAAGCUCCGGCAAAGACAGCUGCAGCAGCGGUUCCGGGAGCAGAUGGAGAAACGGCAGCAGGACGCCCCGUCGGGCCCACCCGCCGAGAAGCAAGGCCCUGCAGCGCUGCCACCGGUGCCACCUGCCGGAACUGCUGCUUCAGAACCGCUCACCCAGACAGACGUGCUUCCAGACAGUCUUGAAAUGUGGGACAUGGCUCUAGAUGCAGGGGACAGUGUGGUCAAGCCCUUGUCUAAACCGGAACCGCCACAGGCCCGUGCCACCUCCGUCCUGCAGAACAAGAUGGAGACCUGGAACAGGACCCCACAGAGCCUUUGCCACCAGAAUCCACAGGCAAAAUCUGGACCCUGGCACCUUCAAACUUACAACCUUAACCAACACAUAACAGGAGACGGUGAUUCAUACAGGAAGAACCAGGACACAAAGAAAAGGAAAUUGGAUCCAUCUUGACCAAGGCUCCGUUCACCUCACUGGAUUCUGUCACAGAGGGACUUUCAAAAACCGCUUCUUGGUCAUGACACGACUCACCGUUCCGAGGGAGUGAGCUUUACCUCCGGGGCUUCACCUUGCGUCGUG